AUGAGUGCAAGGGGAGACGAUAUUAUAGAACUGAUAAAUGCUGGCAGCUUCAAACGAGCCCUGCAAUUGACUUCAAAAAUGGUCAAUCAGUUUCCUACUAUGACAUAUGCUAAGAUUUUAGAGCAAUAUGUCAAAUUCCGGCAGAACAAAAAGAAGUACAGUUUUAACAAAGGAUUGCAACCAUUGUUGGAAGCCAUGUCACCACCUAGUGAUACAAGAUCUCUAGAGUUACUACACGAUUUUUUGAUAGAAUUGGGCAUGUUUGAAAAAGCGCUCGAUGUGUAUGCAACGGCUAUGCAGAAAUACCCUACAUUUGAACUUGGGUACAACUGGUUUUCAAAGGCUCUCCAGGACUUGAAUUUCAAGCAUAUGAGCCAGGCUGCAUUUCGGCUUCCUCGGUUUUCGUCUGAGCCACGUAUGUUGAAAUUCUGGCACGCAGUGUCAGUAGUGGCACUAUUGAAGUCACAGUCGGAGCCUUUGAGUAAACUGGAGCGCCGGGUGCACGCAGAGACGGCUUAUAAGUCAGUUGUUGCACUCAAGCCAUUUGAAUCGGAUCAAGAAACUAUCGUGUUCUGUCAUUUGUGCGAGCUGUGGCCAGACAAGUCGCAGGAAAUUGUCGAUGAGUUGCUGCCUGCCUUGCUGCAAGGAAGUACUAGUUCUUCGGUAGAUUUGUAUCUCAAAAACUUUCUGAUCAAGCAUCUAAGGACUGUGGAUGACAGCGCGAAUAUGUUCAACAGCUGUUGCAAGUUUUUAGAGUAUUUCGAUGACUUUGAGGUCCUCAAGGAAUUAAUUCGCAGCGGUCAAGCUACGGGACGGACCGAGUCCGAACUUAAAUUGCUACUCCAGUCGCGCGACUCGCGCAAUCACCGUCUAGCACAUCUGGAGAUCGAUUCGGUCUACAGCGGACGUAUUUCGGAUGAUUCCCUAGCACACUACUUGGAGCGCUUCCACAACAAGCCUUGUUGUGUUGCAGAUAUUUUACAUUACGGAGGAGUGCUCACUGCUGUACAGGUGCGGACUGUGUUCGACUCGCUGCCAGCCGGACUUAUCCACGACUGCAACCGGUGCAAGCUGGGUGAAAAUGGCAAGUGGAGUGACGGAUUACGUGAUCCACUACCUGCGCCCAGUGUGAAGGAAUACGAGAUUCUGCUGGCAAAGUAUCAGAGUACGCUCGAUUCAAAGCCUAAGACGGACUACUCGGCGUGCUCACACUUUGUACUCAAGAUUGUGGAGUCACUCGUGCAGGACGACAAACUCACGCAGGCCAAUGCGCUCACAGCUGUUUCGCUCCUGGAGGGCUACCAAACUAAAGAUCCGCACAAUUAUGACACUCGCGUUUGGUUGAUAGUGUUGUAUUGCUAUCUGGGAGCGCCUGCCAUCGCAUACGACCAUUACGCGGAGUUGAAAAUUAAGAACGUACAACAUGAUGUACUCGACCAUCUGCUUGCUUCGCGCGUGGCCACCGUGUUCCCGGAUAAGCAGCAUCCGUAUGUGCGCCAGCUGCUUGAGGGCGACCGUCUGUACGAGUCGGCCGAUAAUCUUCCUCAAUUUAUCCGGGUGGCAUUUGAGCGCCGCAGCUAUAGCAAGAUUUUUGGCAUGCUGGAGCUGAAUGACCGUCUUAACCGGUCCAGUAUGCGCUGGCUCAAAAUUUCAGAGCGUUUGCAGUUGGCUCGUGUGGUCAACGACAAACGCGGUGAUCAGCUGCGCAAGCUGCACGAGUCCUGGCGCCAGUUACAGAUGUGCGAGGUGACUGCAUCGACAGCUGCAACGGCUCCAGGCACAACAGACGCUGCGCCAGCCGCUUCCGUUUUAAGUGAUAAUCGUGACUUUGACGUUGUCGGAGGGAUGCGCGUCACGUGUACAGAUGUUCUGCGCUACAUCGACGUGGGCAACGCACAAAUACUGGACGCGUGCGUACGUGAGAUGAUGUGGGAGAUGGUCGCGCUGGGCGAGCGUGAUCAGGAUGUUGACGCGUACCUGGCGGCGCGCGACGCAGUUGCAGACAGCGACCGCGACGGCGACAGUGACGAGCCAUCAGGUCACGUGACUCCUACUGACGCUUGGGCUUGGAGCGUUGUUCGCCAUCUAUAUGAGCGUGGUUGCGAUGACGGCACUGCAAUUGCAGCGCUUAUUGAGGCCGCGCCGCCUGUACGCCCCACCGGCUGGCAGCUCGUGCACGACUACGUGGGCCGGCUCGCUACUCUCAAGACGCUCGACAACACACGCCGCAUCAAGGACCAGCUUGCGCGUCGUGCUAUCAAGGCUCAGCUGCGCAGCUCGCGCGACGCGUGCCAUGCAUUGUUUGAUGAGUACAUCGCUAUGCUCGAAGCCAGCCGUCCAAACGCACAAUUACUUGCGGAAUUCGGGUUCCGUGACUGCACUGCUAAAGUGGUUGCGGGGGUGCGUUCGUCAUUCCGUACGGCUUGUAAUCUAUAA
Messenger RNA from Lachancea fermentati, 2436 nucleotides. The record is from the annotation of a GenBank genome assembly. Lineage: Eukaryota; Fungi; Ascomycota; Saccharomycetes; Saccharomycetales; Saccharomycetaceae.